AGGGUUACAGAUAAAGUUUCAUUUGAAUGUGUUCCUGCCUGUGACAUGAUGGCGGCCGAUCGAGCUGUGCCCGAAGUUCCUCUUUCCCUGUCUGCCAAUGUGGUCGGGUCAUUUGCUUAUUUGACCAUAAGAGACAGACUGCCGACCAUCCUGACGAAAGUUAUCGACACCAUUCAUCGUAACAAAAACAAGUUUUUUGAAGAGUACGGAGAGGAGGGCGUCCAGGCAGAGAAAGCGACCAUUUCUCUCCUGUCCAAGCUUAGAAAUGAGCUGCAGACUGACAAGACAGUCCUGCUCCUGACAGAUGGUCUGGCAGACGCAGACUCCUGGAACCAGUACCUGCGGAGACAGCAGGACCAGCAGGACCCCGUCAGCUGGUUCAGGUCUCAAUGGCUCUACGUGGAGUGCUACAUGUACCGGAGAAUACAGGAAGCCUUGUGGCUCAAUCCCCCCAUCAGUGACUUUGACGUAUUUAAUGAAGGAAAGACUCAGAGCUUCUUUGAGUCUCAGCAGGCAGUGAUAGCUUUGUGUACUUAUCUGCAAGACGUCAACACAAACAUGGGGAAACUCUCUAAGGAUCAGCUACAGGAACAGUUCCAUAAACUGCUACAGGUGUCACUUUGGGGGAACAAGUGUGACCUGUCUAUCUCUGCUGGUCAAGAAAAUUCACAGAAGGCCAGUCCCAUUGAUUCCCUCUCCAACCUCCAACCAUUCAUCCUGGUUGACAAUUCCGACAUGGUAUUGUCAGCCCUUGUUUCUGCUCAGAAGCCAGAGCAGCCUGGUAAAACCAGAGUGGAUAUUGUCCUAGACAAUGCUGGCUUUGAACUGGUCACAGACCUGGUCCUAGCAGACUUCCUGGUAACGUCUGGCCUCGCCCAUAAGGUCUGUUUCCAUGGUAAAUCCAUCCCCUGGUUUGUCUCUGAUGUCACUGCCAAUGAUUUCCGGUGGACCAUCCGACAGACCAUGGCAGCCAAUCACAAGUGGAUGUCAAAAAGUGGUUAUGAGUGGCAGAGCUACGUGCGGGAAGGUGUCUGGUCUUAUCAUGACCAUCCUUUCUGGACGCUGCCCCAUGAGUUCUGUGACAUGCCGGUUGACGCUCCUGACCUGUAUGCCACGCUGCAGGGUGCAGACCUGAUCCUCUUUAAGGGAGAUCUAAACUAUAGGAAGCUGACGGGAGACAGGUACUGGGACCACACGAUAAGCUUUAACACAGCCUUGCGUGGCUUUGGACCUGCCCCUUUGUGCAGCCUGAGAACUCUGAAGGCCAAUGUACAAGUUGGUCUCCAACCGGGCCAGGGGGAGAAGCUCAGCUCAAAGGAUCCGGACUGGAUGACCAAUGGCAAAUACGCUGUGAUUCAGUUCCACAGUCCACACUCGGAGCAAUAGGACUGAACUUGAGUUCUUACUGGAGAGAAAGAGUGAGACAUUCACAAGGGAAGUUACACAGACCAGUGUUGAUCAACAUUGACUCAGCAGGAGUUGUCUGUAAAGCCAUAAAAUAGUGUAGGUAUGGAGACUUUGUGAAGUUGUUAAGAGGGUUUCUUUGUUGUCUGCUGCUGCUUAGCAGUUCAGGUUAAGGAAGAAGAAUACAAUACUAGGAAACUUUGGCCUUGAUGUUUACUAAUGAUUUUACCAUCUUAUAUAUUACUUACAAUCUCAGCACUUCCAGACCAGCAUUUCCCUUCAUGGUAAUAAGGCAGAUGCGUUAUGAUGAUAUUUUAGCCAUACAGCUGGUGGUGGAAAAAAAGGUGGUGUUUCAGAACAAGUAAUCUAUCCUUUGUUCACACUGUAAUAUAUAUGUGUGUACAUGCCGACCUAGAUGUAAUUUAGAAUUAUUUAGGGAGCAUCAGCACUUUUACAUCUCCAUCCAAAUGUUCAUUCGGCAGGAAUACUUGAAUUUUUAUGUAUGUGUUGCAUGAGGAGUGGGAUAAACCGAACAUGCAGACAGUUAUUUUAAUUCAGGUCCAUUUAGCCUCUUGUGCUAAAGCGUUGCACUCAUUGUGGUAAAUAUGCAUGCGUCAAAGUGUGCUUGUUGUUUGCAGUCACCUUAGUUAAAUCACUGUAGACUAUUUACAAGGUCAUCUUAUGAAGUUUUACAUAAUUUUAUAGAUGGUAGACUGUCAUUGGGGAGGUGUAACAAUAAUGCAGACGAUGUGUGCUUGUUUUCUAGAUAAUGGCAACCCAAACCUCUGUAUCUAAAUAGAUAAGAAUGGACGUCUCAGUAAGCAACAAAUCAUGUCAUCUCAUUCUCUCCCCAUUACUUGUGCUGGUACCUCAGUGGUGACUGGUAAUUCUUCGUGCUGCAGUGGGAAAUCAUUUAUUUUUCAACAAUGUGCUUGGUUUAAUAAAGAAUUACCAUAUCUGGU
Molecule: messenger RNA, 2366 nt
Organism: Lampris incognitus (smalleye Pacific opah)
Lineage: Eukaryota; Metazoa; Chordata; Actinopteri; Lampriformes; Lampridae
Gene: dcph1
Product: acidic residue methyltransferase 1
Exons: 5
Coding region: 46-1386 (446 amino acids)
Biological process (GO): DNA damage response
Cellular component (GO): cytoplasm; nucleus
Molecular function (GO): phosphatase activity
Source: RefSeq, a predicted model, not a curated record